Messenger RNA from Ophidiomyces ophidiicola, 1683 nucleotides. It is a transcript of the gene ale1, whose product is annotated as Lysophospholipid acyltransferase. Gene Ontology annotation, molecular function: 1-acylglycerophosphocholine O-acyltransferase activity; 1-acylglycerol-3-phosphate O-acyltransferase activity. The transcript is spliced from 4 exons. Gene Ontology annotation, cellular component: membrane; endoplasmic reticulum. The record is from RefSeq and is a predicted model, not a curated record. Bases 1 to 1683 code for a protein of 560 amino acids. Gene Ontology annotation, biological process: lipid modification; glycerophospholipid biosynthetic process. Lineage: Eukaryota; Fungi; Ascomycota; Eurotiomycetes; Onygenales; Onygenaceae.
AUGCUUCCGUAUAUCAAUAUUCCCUUCGUUUCAGUCUCCAGGCUCACUGGUGCCUCCGUUGACGAGCUCAAGCUACUCACAUCCUUUCUCCUCUCCUAUCCCCUCGCCGCGAUCCUUAAACGUCUUCCCGACUCCAAGCCAUGGCAGAAGAACGCUUUUAUUAUUCUCGUCUCUAUCUUUUACUUGGUCGGGCUCUUUGACCUCUGGGAUGGUCUCCGUACCCUUCUCUAUAAUGCAGCCGGCGCGUACGCCAUUGCAUACUUCGUUGACGGAUCGCUAAUGCCGUGGGUUGGCUUCGUAUUUUUAAUGACGUAUAUGUCUAUUAGCCAUAUAUAUCGUCAAAUUGUUGCCGAGCCAUCCUCUGUCGAUAUAACAGGCGCGCAGAUGGUACUGGUGAUGAAACUUAGCGCCUUUUGCUGGAAUGUGCACGAUGGUCGGGUUGCCGAAAAUUUGCUGUCGGACGCGCAGAAGCACGCGGCCAUUAAGAAGCUUCCUAGCAUAUUGGAUUUCGCGGGCUAUGUUUUUUUCUUUCCUUCCUUGUUUGCUGGACCAGCGUUCGACUAUGUCGAGUAUCGUCGGUGGAUUGAGACGACCAUGUUUGAUCAUCCCCCAGGUUCGGACCCGUCAAAGGUGCCUGCAGUACGCAAGAAGCGAAAAAUUCCUCGCAGUGGCCGCCCUGCGAUGCGAAAAAUGCUCAUCGGACUACUUUGGAUCUUGGUUUUCAUUCAGGCUGGGCCGUGGUUUAACAAAACGAUAAUACUCAGUCCAGAAUAUCUAAGCUACGGCUUUUUGAAGCGCGUUUUUUUCCUACAGAUGCUUGGUCUCACUGCACGGACUAAAUAUUAUGGCGUAUGGACUUUGACUGAAGGCGCUUGUAUCCUCAGUGGCAUGGGCUAUAACGGUUUCGAUCCGCAGACUGGGAAGGCAUAUUGGAAUAAGCUAGAAAACGUGAACCCGUUGGAGCUAGAAACCGCCCAGAGUCCCCAUGGCUUUUUGGGUAAUUGGAACAAGAACACCAAUCACUGGCUGCGAAACUAUAUUUACCUACGAGUCACUCCGAAGGGAAGAAAGCCUGGCUUCAGAGCUAGUCUGGCAACAUUCCUAACCAGCGCUACAUGGCAUGGCUUCUACCCAGGCUACUAUCUCACCUUCAUACUUGGGGCAUUUGUUCAGACAACAGCGAAGAACCUGCGUCGUCAUCUUCGCCCCUUUUUCAUGACACCUGAUGGCUCCAAGCCUACGCCGCAAAAGCGCUAUUAUGAUAUUUUGGGCUGGGUGACCACCCAACUUACCCUCUCCUUCGUUGUCGCCCCAUUCAUCCUUCUCACAUUUGGCGACUGCAUUGCGGCCUGGGCACAUGUAUACUAUUAUGGAAUUUUCGGGAUUGCUGUAUCGCUUGUAUUCUUCGCCAGCCCAGCAAAAGCGAUUUUAGUGCAGAAAAUCAAAUUGAGAAAUAAAGGAUUUACGCCUCCUCCGCGUGACGAGAAAGCUGCAAGCGACAAGGUGUUGUCUCCGGGCCCAACUCUGGGAUUGCCGGAUGACCCCGAAAGAGACUUUGAUGAGGCAAUGAGAGAAAUCAAGGCGGAGAUUGAGGCGAGAAAGAGAAAUGGGAGUGUAGUGAAUAUGCCGUCUGGCCAGGAAUUGAUCGCGUUGAUUGAAGAAAAGUUGAAAUCACGAUGUUGA